AGGAAGCGGCCUCCUUCGCCCUAUCUUGCAUCUGCGUAGUUGGUGUUAUUGUGAUUCCAGGGCCACGGCCCCGGAUGUUGUGGUGGCCCAGGGGGAGAUGGCGGAACCUGAGGGGGUGGCCGCGGCCCCUGGCCCAGCUUCUGGGUCCGCUUUGAGGGGCCGCCGUGCCCCGCCAGGCUCCGGGGAGCGGGAUCAGCAGGUUGAGGCGGCGCAGCGGGCCCUGGUGGAGGUGCUGGGGCCCUACGAGCCUCUACUGAGCCGGCUGCAGGCAGCCCUGGUGUGGGAGCGGCCAGCUAGGAGCGCCCUGUGGUGCCUGGGGCUGAACGCGGCUUUCUGGUUCUUUGCACUGACUUCCCUUCGUCUUGUGUUUUUGCUUGCAUUCAGCUUGAUGAUUAUUGUGUGUAUAGAUCAGUGGAAAAACAAAAUCUGGCCUGAAAUAAAAGUGCCAAGAUCCGACGCAUUAGACAAUGAGAGCUGGGGCUUUGUGCACCCUCGGUUGCUCAGCGUACCCGAGCUCUGCCACCAUGUAGCUGAAGUCUGGGUUAGUGGGACCAUUUUCAUAAGGAAUCUUUUGCUUUUCAAAAAGCAAAACCCAGGCAAGUUCUGCUUGCUGAGCUGUGGGAUACUGACCUUCUUGGCUGUCUUGGGGAACUAUGUCCCUGGCCUGCUGCUGUCCUACUUAAUGCUUGUCACUGUCAUGAUGUGGCCCCUUGCUGUGUACCACCGACUGUGGGAUCGAGCAUAUAUACGGCUGAAGCCAGCUCUUCAGCGGCUGGAUUUCAGUGUUCGUGGCUACAUGAUGUCCAAACAGAGAGAAAGACAAUUACGCCGCAGAGCUCUCCACCCCGAGGGAGCCGUGGACAACCACAGUGACAGUGAAGAGGAGCUUGCUGCCUUCUGUCCUCAGCUGGAUGAUUCUGCUGUUGCCAGGGAGUUGGCCAUCACAGACUCUGAGCACUCGGAUGCAGAGGUCUCCUGUACAGAUAAUGGCACAUUCAAUCUUUCCAGGGGCCAGACACCUCUAACAGAAGGCUCUGAAGACCUGGAUGGUCACAGUGAUCCAGAGGAAUCCUUUGCCAGAGACCUUCCAGACUUCCCUUCCAUCAAUGUGGAUCCUGCUGGCCUGGAGGAUGAAGACGACACUAGCAUUGGGAUGCCCAGCUUGAUGUACCGUUCCCCACCAAGGGCUGAAGAACCCCUGGCCCCUCCUGUAAGCCAGGAUGAGGCUGCUCUGUCAGGGCUUCUGCUUGGUGCCCUGCCUGCAGGCUCUAACCUCACCAGCAACCUUGCCAGUCUGGUCUCCCAGGGUAUGAUCCAACUGGCCCUGUCAGGGGCAUCCCAGCCGGGCCCUUCAGGCCACGCUCCCCGAAGAGCAACAAGAGGCUUCCUCCGGGCCCCCAGUUCAGACCUGGACACUGAUGCGGAGGGGGAUGACUUUGAACUUCUUGACCAGUCAGAGCUGAAUCAGCUGGACCCUGCUAGUUCCAGGAGCCACUGAGGCAGAGACUUUGGUCGGGGGGCACUGUGGUUUACUUUUUUUCUUUUCCUCCCCAUCUUUUUAGGAGAAGGGGCAAGGGAAGACUCCAGGUCCCAUCCCCUGAAUUAUAUUUGUAUGCUGGAUGGCCUGGCUGAUGCUCCGAGGCCUGCUUAGAGAGGAUAUUCCCCUGCUAUCAGUUGGAUAUCAUAUGAUUUCAGAGAUUGAUAUGAGAGUUAGUGCCCCAAGGGAGGACUCUCUCCAUCUUGGUGGUACUUUUGGGGAACAAAGUAGUCAGGGGUAUUGUUUCCCCUUGAGGGGUGCUGCUGUUUCCUUUCUGGUAUGGGUGCUCGGGGGGGCCCUCACUGAGAGAAGAGCCCUGUCCCUCCCUUCUUUUUAUCAACUAGAGCCUCCAAAGUCAGACAACAGCUAGAAGAGUUACAAUGCUGUCCUCUU
This is a messenger RNA of Elephantulus edwardii (Cape elephant shrew), 1930 nucleotides long. RefSeq names its product family with sequence similarity 134, member C (gene RETREG3). The record is from RefSeq and is a predicted model, not a curated record. Lineage: Eukaryota; Metazoa; Chordata; Mammalia; Macroscelidea; Macroscelididae. The transcript has 9 exons. Gene Ontology annotation, biological process: reticulophagy. The coding region runs from base 98 to 1498 and encodes 466 amino acids.